Colletotrichum spaethianum is the source of this 1776-nucleotide messenger RNA. RefSeq names its product putative MFS-type transporter. Gene Ontology annotation, biological process: transmembrane transport. The record is from RefSeq and is a predicted model, not a curated record. NCBI's taxonomy places the organism in Eukaryota, Fungi, Ascomycota, Sordariomycetes, Glomerellales, Glomerellaceae. Bases 1 to 1776 code for a protein of 591 amino acids. Gene Ontology annotation, molecular function: transmembrane transporter activity. The transcript is spliced from 4 exons.
AUGGCGUCAAAAAGCGGCUGGACCGAGUCUACGGACAACCUCGCUCAUGUGCAGAGGGUCGAAUCCCCAGAAGCCCUGGUGGUGGGAUCGUCAAAACUCUUCGAUGGAAACAACAUUCGCUUUGUGCCGAUGCCCACACCGGACCCCAAGGUCGGCUCACUGGCCCUCGCCGCCGAGUUCAUUGUCGGCGCCUUGGUGCCCGUGUUUGUGCUGGAGUACUCCGGCAUCGACCCUCACAUCCUGAGCCAGAUCGACAUUUCGGCUUUGAACAAGCCCGGUGAGGUCAACUUGGACCCCGUCAAGAUCCUUGCUGGUCUCGGUGGCCCGCCACUGUACCAGGUGGCGCUUCUGGCGUCCGUCCCGCUCCUGGUCAACGGCCUCAGUUCUUACCUGCUUGUGCCGCUUUCGAUCGCCAUCGGCCGCCGCCCCGUCCUUCUGCUCUCCGGCUUUCUUGCAUGGACCGGUGGUCUCUGGGCCGGUUUCUCUCAAGGCCUUGGUAGUCAUCUGGCUGCCCGCUGCUUCCAAGGUUUCGGUGCAGGUGCCGUUGAGGCUCUGAUUCCCCUCAUUAUCCAGGACAUGAUGUUCAUCCACCAGCGCAACAAGGCCAUCUCCUCUGUUGGUGCCUCUCAGGGUCUCCUCAUUGUGAGUUUGGGUAUCAUGAGUCCCAUCAUCGUUUCUCGUCUCUCCUGGCGCUUCAUCUACUGGAUCACCUCCGGUGUUGGUGUGCUCGCCUGGAUCGCCCUCAUCCUGUUCGUCCCCGAGACUCGCUGGAUCCGCAGCGACGAUGAGCUUGCCGGCAAGGAGGUCUACCCUCUCCGUCCUGGUGAAAACCGCCCUCGCGUCGAUGAGGUGGCCUUCCGCCCUCGCUCCAACUGGGACGAGUUCGGCCUCUUCAACUACGGCUACGAAUGGAAGGAGGCGAAGCAGUCCACCAUUGACAUGGUCAAGACAACGUUCUUCCCCAACAUCAUCUGGGUCAUCCUCAUCAACUCCAUCCUUGUCUCCAUGCAGGGUGCUGCUGGCCAGGUUGGCUCCUCGCUCCUCAUCGCCGCCGGCUGGAAGUUCGAGACGCUCGGUUUCGCCGUCAUCCCCAUCGUCAUCGCCAGUCCCUUUGUUUGGUUCUUCGGCGGUUAUGUCGCAGACUGGAUUUCCAACUUCCUUGCCAAGCGCAACGGUGGUCAGCGCGAACCCGAGGCCCAUCUCGUCAGUCUGGUGUUCCCGCUCCUGGCUUCCAUUGCCGGCCCGAUUUUGUUCGGUUACGCUGGAGAGCACAUCCGGGAGCUCCCGUCGAUUGUUGUGCUGGUGUCCAUCUUCUUCAUCGGCUUCGGUCUGUUGACGGCCAACACCAUCUUCGCCGUCUACUUGGUUGAAAGUUAUCCCCGAUAUGCCGGGUAUGUGUUCCGCAUUUUCCGUGACGCCCUGUUCUGUUCUGUUGCUAAUGUUGUAAUCAGUCCUGUGCUUGUCAACGUCUCCUCGUCCCGCCUCAUCAUCGGUUUCAUCAUGUCCUUCAACGUCACCACCUGGAUCGAGCAGCUCGGCUUCCUUAAGAACUUUGGUAUCUACAGCGCCGCCCUGGCCGGAAUCUCCAUGCUCCUGCCAGUCAUGUACAUUUACGGCAAGCCGAUGCGUGCCUGGACCGCCGGCCGCCUCGAGCCGAGCGUCAAGCCGGCCAAGGUUCUCGACGACGAUGACCAGUACUGGAACAACGGCGACCGUCCGGGCCAGUGGCAGGACGAGAAGAUGGGCACCCCUAUUGGAGUGGCCCGGCCGAUGUAA